Molecule: messenger RNA, 1371 nt
Organism: Paramecium tetraurelia
Lineage: Eukaryota; Ciliophora; Oligohymenophorea; Peniculida; Parameciidae
Exons: 5
Source: RefSeq, a predicted model, not a curated record
AUGUUAAUAAUUGGAGCAAUCCUCAUCUCAGUUGAACUAACAUUAGGAAAAUUGACGGUUAUAGCUCCAUAGGAAUUAAAAUAAGAAUUGGAUCAAAGGAGUGGAGAUAUAUAAUAUAGCAUAGCUAACUUUGGAAAUAUACCUUGGGGUCGUAGAUUAAGUGGGACUCUUGAUAUUGCAAAUCCUUUAGAAGCUUGCACAGAACUUAAUUAAACUGUGAAGAGCCACUUUGUAUUAAUAAAAAGAGGAAAUUGCUCUUUCGUGAAAAAAGUUAGACAGGCAUAAAAUGCAGGAUAUUAAUUAGCAAUAAUAGAGGAUGAUAAGGGUGAAUUAAAUCAUACCAUAACAAUGUUUGAUGACGGGACAGGAUAUGGAUUAUAAAUCCCUAGCAUUUUUAUAUCGAAACAAGACGGAGAAAUAUUAACAAAAUAUUUGAGGAUGCCAAAAUCAAACUUGGAGACUGAAUAAAUUCAAUUACUCAUCAAAUUUGAUGUUCGUAAAAAAAAUAACGUAACUGCUUUGUUUGCCUUGAAUAUAACAUCAGAAGAAACAUAUAAAUUUUUGAGAGAAUUUCAACCUUAUUAUCAAAAAUUGAAAAAUGAAUAAAUUUAAUACAUUGUAAUGUAUCCAUUGUAUCAAAUUGUUCCAAAUCCGGAUAAACCGAUUGAGUAUUAAAAUUGUAUAUCAUAUGGUAAAUACUGUUCACGAGAUCCUGAUGGAUCAGGAAUAGCAACAGGCAGGAUGGUUGUGGAAGAGAUACUUAGAUAAUUAUGUAUCUUUGAACAAAAUUCUGAGAAAUGGUUGGCUUAUAUGAUAUCAUUCAGAGAUAAUUGCACAUCAGCAUAAUAAUAUGAAAGUUGUUCACCUCUAGUCUAAGAAGAAGUUGGAAUCAAUUAAUAAAAGGUAGAAAAAUGCAUAAGAGAUUAAUAAGAAAGUCAUUCAUUUUCAAUAAAGAAUGAAACCAGUAAUUACAAGUAGCACAAUAUUUUGGAGAAUUAAUUAUAUUUAUGGUAGGCUUCUGGUGUAUAAUAACUGCCAGGAAUCAUAAUUAAUUAAUAGGAUUAUUUAGGACAAAUCACUGGCGCUAAUGUUUUUCUUGACAUUUGUUAUAGCUUUACAACAACGCCUGCAUCUUGUGGCGAAUAUAUUGAUGGAUAAACUAAGUAACAAGAUUCAUCAUCAAAUCUUUAUUUGACUAUAGGUAUUAUUAUAUUCGUCAUGCUCAUAUUUUUUAUACUUCUCUUUUGUGUUUACACAAGAUUAAUUCAAAAAGAAUUUAAGGAGAGUAGUUAGGCAUAGGUCAAUGAAAUGGUGACAUAAUAUAUAUAAUUUUAUGAAUCCAAGGAUAAGAAGAGCAAAGAAGCCAUAUGA